Molecule: messenger RNA, 2730 nt
Organism: Cladocopium goreaui
Lineage: Eukaryota; Dinophyceae; Suessiales; Symbiodiniaceae
Source: the annotation of a GenBank genome assembly
AUGUCGUCGAUCUCAAUCUCGUUCGUAUUGCCGAUGCUUCUGCGCUGGGCGGCAGCUGAAGAGGCAUGUUCAGGUGAAGCAGCAUGCUCAGCAGCAGUUUCAAAGGCUUUGUUGCAGACUUCCUCCAAGAACAUCUCGGGGCCCUCGCACCUUGCAGCUGAUUUGUCCCAGUCGGUGGGAAAUCGCUCCAUGGGUUGUGGCAUGGGGGUGUCAGGUGUGUGCGUGGCCACCAUGGACUGGCAAUAUGAGUUGGCCAGUAUGGCCCCUGGCAGCAGUGCCAACUACUUCAAUGCCUUCCUGAGAGUGUGGAGCGAUGCGACCCCCCUCACCGGCACCAUUUUUUGCAUGGGAGAUCGUGAAGGAUCCUGGGUGGUCAGCAACACCUAUGGUCAGAACCAAGGACUCUAUGAUUCCUUCCAGGGCCUGACUUACCUGCGAAAUCUCUUCAUUGACCCGGAUGAUUCACAAACAUGGGGAACAGUUGGAUUAUACAUGGGCCUCUUUUGUCCUUCGGGCACCAGCGUGGAUCAGUACACGGAGCUGAAGGUGGGCUUCGCCUUCAACAAGUGCAAUUCCGGAGUCAACUUCAUGUUGUCCAUCAGUGCAGACACCAUUGAGUGCUUUGCGGACAAGUUUGCACCAGUGAUCAGCCGACUCGCAGGAAUGGUGCCAGAACUGAGCUUCGGCAUCUCCGUCGACCGGAAACUGUCCAAGACCAUGACUUUGGCUCAUGGUGAUGGUGAUGCAAUUCGCAUCGAUGACAUCACCUUGAAACCGCACCUUGCGAUGAGCACCACUGUGCGUUUUUCCAUUGGCCAGCUACUUGGGAUGGAUGACACCAUCGGCGACCUUCUGGCAGGAGAUUUGCAGGCACAGUUCGCGGUGGCCUAUGAUGGUAGUGAAAACUUGCUGGCCGCCUUGACGUGGAUGGCCGCCGCAGACGUCUCGGAUGCCCUGCCCGACCUCGUCGGUGGCUUUGCAUCGGCCUACCACCUGGGCCCUGCGGCGGCAGCGCUGCUGUUGGAGCAAUCGGGGGCAGCGUCACAGGUGGUGUCGAUGGUCGAGGGAAUGCAGCGGUCCACCAGUAUGCUCUCGGUCACCGGCUACCUGACCUUGGCCUUGGCUGCUCCCAGUAACGGGAUCUUACCUGACAUGUCCUUUCAGGUGUUCCAAGUGAACAUGAUGCUGCGAACUGGCCCCGCACAGAGCAGUCAGGACUCCGAGGAGGCCGAAUCACAUUUGCCUGGCUUGUACUUCUAUCUUUCCGCUGAUCUAGGGUCCUUCGUGGAGAGCAUCGUGGACACCAUCCUGGGUCAGAGUGGAGGACUGCUGGAUGUGGCAGGUGCAGAUACCAGUGGCGGCAUCUCCCUUACGGCCAGCCAAGGCAUUGGAUUCUUCGUGAACACUGCUGGCAUCGGCUUCUACACUGAAGCGAAGCUGGCUGGUUCCAACACUGAGAUCAAGUGUGUCUUCAAGUUUGGGAACAAGAAAUUGAGAUGCAAAGCGAGGCUGGGAUGGGCAGAGCUCUUCCUCCAAAAUGGCAAAUAUGUGGUGCAAAAGAUCAGCAACUUUGCCGGAAGUGGAGCACAGCAAGUGGCCGAAUUUUUCACCAGCGAUGUUGGAGGCAGAGGCGAUAAAUUCGGAAGAAAUGUGGUCAGCAAGGGCAAGAAGGUAGCCAAUAGGGUCAAGUGCAAGCUCAGCAACCUCCUGGGCGGCUCUUGUGGUAGGAGUGGGGGUACCCCUAGCAGCUGCGGAGACGGAACGGAGUACGUCAUCAAGAAUGAGCAGGACAGGUGCUUGAAGGUAUCUCCAGAUUGCUUCGAGCCUGAGUCUGACGGGAAGAUUUACUUUUACAGACGAAAUUGUGUGCCCACUUUCGAUGAAUGCACUCACACUUCAAGCAGCUACGCUACACAGAUGCAAAACUUUUGGUGGUUUACCAGGGACCGCUACUUGUGCAACGAGUACAUGCACAACAUGUACUUUGGUGACAUUUCGGAUCCCGACAGCAACCCCAAGUGCCUGCGCUUGGAGAAUCAGAAGGUCUGGUUCUCCAAUUCUCCAACACCUUUCCACAUUUCAAAGAAGUCCACAGAGAGGUUCCGAGUGGCAUUCCAUGAUGUCACGGGACCUUAUGGCCAGGUGUGCUUUCAGAGCUCCUCCGCCGGCGGCUUUCUGAACCAGGGCCGGCGCCGGCGGCGCUACUGGCAGGAGGUGUAUGUGCGGGGCUAUGAUGGCGGACGGCGCUGGCGGAGAUGUGAUAAGGAUGGAGCAAAGACGAUGAGGAUCUACCAGAAGUUGGAGCCAGGAAACGGGCAAAACUAUGAGAAAGAGAAUGGUGAUGCACAACUACGAAGCCCCAGCACGAACGUUGCAGAUGACUGGAGGAUUGCAAUGCGAAAGAGUCGCAGCACUGCUGAUGUUGGUGGGACGUCGGUGCGGCGGAUGUAUGCUGCCGGUGCUGAGUUCUCUGAGGACCUUAAGGACUUGGGUCAGGCAUCAUGGGCCUUCUCCGACCUCCUGGAGGUCGAAUCACCCAGAGCUCAAGAUCAGGCAGGGAUUGGCCUAGACCUCGGCGCGGAAAAAAAUUGGGGCUGGCAGGAGCUCUAUCAAUCACUUGCAGACGCUGCGCGUGGUAGUGACUUGGAGAAGCUGCUGAGCAUCUCCGAUGCUCAUCUGAAGGAGCUCAACAGCAUCAAUGCCGUAAGUUGCCCAGGAACCGCAGAAUGA